Nymphaea colorata (pocket water lily) is the source of this 2922-nucleotide messenger RNA. RefSeq lists its product as uncharacterized. The transcript has 4 exons. Lineage: Eukaryota; Viridiplantae; Streptophyta; Magnoliopsida; Nymphaeales; Nymphaeaceae. The coding region runs from base 982 to 2649 and encodes 555 amino acids. The record is from RefSeq and is a predicted model, not a curated record.
UGUUCUCGUCAGGUCAAGAUCCAUCUCUUUCAAGGUCUCUCCCAAGCCUUCUGCGCCUCCUCUUGCUUCAGUGUUCAGUCUUCUUCUGGAAGCCUUCUGCCUGGUCGUCGUGGAAUCUCGCUGGGGUUCUGCAUUUGCCGCCGUAUAAUUGAGAAUCGCCUUGUUUUCCUCCGUCGGAAAAUUAAAUUCCGGCCGAUGAGGGUUAAUUUCUGGUGAUCGGAAUCAAGAUUUGCUACUUCCUUUCCGUUUUUCCGGACUUCGUAGCAGUGUCUCCAGGAGCUUUGCAGGAAGUACCAGCCGAAGUCAGUGAUUCCGGGUAACGAGUUUAUGGCAAGGUCCGGCACCAGCCUUGCUUCCGCAGGCCUUUCUUCAUAAAUGCUGCUGAUUUCGGACCUCCCUGAACAAGCAACUUCGCACCACAAUUGCGUCUCUUCUUCUUCAUCUCCUUCUCUCUCUCUCUCUCUCUCUCUCUCUCUCUCUCUCUCUCUCUCUCUGCGUGACAUUGAUUCUAGAAAAAGUAAUCGGGAGCAGUUUUUGGUGGGCCUUGCGCUUCGAUCCUGUGAGCUAUACUGGUAUUCUUUACUCCCUGGUCCCAGACCUACUCUGUUAAAUAUGGCGGGCAAGCUUCCCGGUUCCUCGUCUUCCAAUAGAACCAUUCUUUUGUCUUUUGUCCGCUUCUUCUAUCUUUAAUUUCAAAUUGAAGGGGUCUUGAGCAGCAUCGUUUGAAAAAAAACAGCGAGUUUUACACCUUCACCUUCUUCAUCUUGUCCAUGCUCGUCUUCCCUUUUGUUUCUCGUGGUUUUAUCUCGCCAAGGUCGUCACAAGUUAUACGGUUGUUCAUUCUGAUCGAUCGCAUCCCUAGUUGGUACCAACGACCUCCGAGCCCCUUAAGAAACAGCUUUCUGGCGGAACCAUCCACCGAUCUGUGCAUUGUCAAAUACUGGUUCGAGUCGCUUUCGAGAAGUUCGCCAUAUUAACCGAAUGAACAUGGCAACAGAGAGGCUGCGAAUACCGGAAUCCAAAGGCGGACAUUCGGAGGAGAAACAGAGACCCCUGAUGCUCAAGGAUUUCUUGAACGAUACUAGCCCGAUUCACGUCACGAAGAACAGGCAGAAUCACCAUCCAACUUCGAAAGAAUGUCGGACCACUGUGAAGUAUCUUCUGGAAAUGGAAUCCAAGAGCAAGAAGAAAGCCCUCCAAGGCGUCGGCAUUGUCUCCUCCCGACAUGCUUCCUCCACCCGUUCUGCAUUACGUAGGGCUUCGGAGGUCCUAGUCAAGCUUCUGCCCUUCUCAAGCGACACUCCAUCUCAACAAGGACAUGGUACCACCAUCCGCCGGGUGCAUAACGUCAACAAAUUAGGCUCAUUUCCACAUAGGCUGCCUUCCGCGAGGGAAUCCCGUGUCCCAAAUGGAAGCCUUUCGCGAAGGCUGUCUGCUCUCCUGAGAAAUAUUUCUCGCCGACGCCAUUACAACAAAAGACGGGCCGAAACCCCGGUCCGGGUUCGAGACAUCGUGCGGUGGGCAUCAUUUGGGGACGAAGAAACAACGCCCUGCGAGUAUAGUAACUCUCGAACCCCACUGCGAGAGGAAGCACAUGUGCGGACCCAUGAUGGAACAUCGGAUUCUCUCUCGUCUUCACGGACAAGUAGCUAUACGUGGUCCGAGUUCGGGCAGGAGAGCGACUGUGCAUCGACAUUGCAGUCCUCCAGCGGGAGUUCGGUGUGCUCUGAGGCUGACGUGAUGAAGGACAAGAUGCUUUUACUAAAUUACCACGGCAAGGAGGAAGAAGAACAGGCGGUGGAGGAAAUUUUACAGAAGGGAUGCCGUGAGAGACCAACAGCCGACACCCCAGUUCGCCUACUUGAGCGUGAUAGCGCCGGAGGGUUGGCAAUGUCGGAAGGAGGAUCUGAUUCCCUCGAUACAGCAGAUACCUGCUGCGCCAACGAAGAGGAGCAGGCUGAUAUCCAACGGCUCGAGCAUGGGGGUGAUGGACUCACUGGACGCAUUAACGCUGAGGGGCAUGAGAAAGAACUGUUUAGCCCAAUUUCUAUUCUUGACUUCUCAUUUGAAGAUGAUGUCAUGGCAGCACCUUUCGAGGAGGGCCUUGCAAAUAGAAGAAGAACCAAGCGGCAGCUGCUGCAGAAGAUUGGCCGGCAUGAAACUCUUAUUCAGCUUGAUCCAGUUGACCUGCAGAAAAGCUUUGCGUCAUCAAGGUUGGAGAUUUUGGAUGAACAUCCUGAAAAUUUCGCCAACUAUCAUGACAGCAGCAACGGGCAUGACCUAAAUGAUGUAAAAACAGAAGAUGUGGAGGAAUGCAUAAAGGAGAUACUGAACGAGUUCUUGGAUGCACCAACGAAGAGGCAAUGGGGAUCUUUUGAACUGCUUGUUAUUGACAUCUUGAGGGAAGAAUUAAGCAUUGGAAGUAAACUCGAUGAAGAAGAUUUGGUGAAAAUUUCUAGUGAACGACUAAAAGAAUGGUUUCUUCUGGAAAAUCAGAUAGAGGAGAGCAGGGAAUUAUGCGUGAAGGAAAUGGAAGUGACUGAAGAUUGGAGGAAAUUUAUGAUGGAAAAAGAAGAAAUGGUUUUGGAAAUGGAGGUCACUGUUUUAAGAAGUUUGGUCGAUGAGCUAUUGCUGGACCUCAUGGAUUGAGCUCAGGUGAACCAUGAUUCUGCAGUUUGCACUGCCUUGACCACCAUGUCCUCCAUCUGUCUGCAUGACAUCAUGGUGCUAAAGUACCAGACUGCAACAACAACUAGCCAGAUCCUGCGCCAUUGAACAUCUCUUAUAUACACUCAACACAGUUCAGUUGUCAUCAGAAUAUGGUCUGCUAGCUAAAGCAGCAUCUGUAAUCACGUUUCUGUUAGAUCUUCAAAAGGUUGUACAUACUUGGGGGUCUCAUUUGUAAGCUGCAAUUUUCCCCUA